Messenger RNA from Arabis nemorensis, 837 nucleotides. The record is from the annotation of a GenBank genome assembly. Lineage: Eukaryota; Viridiplantae; Streptophyta; Magnoliopsida; Brassicales; Brassicaceae.
AUGGGCCAUGUUGAUGAAGUUCGCAUAGUUGAACCUGCCAUGCAUCUGAAAAAACCAGCGGAGAUAUGGGUUAGGGUUACGAUGGACAUAGACAGUGAGAUUUCAUUGGUUCGAAAUGUUCAAACCAUGCACUCCUCUAAGCCCAUUGAGCGGGAGUUUAAGUACGAAAAGCUUCAAAAGUUUUGUUCUACUUGUGGAAGUAUGAGGCAUAGCUAUGAUGCUUGUCCUAAGGCGUCUACACCCAAUGAUACAGCUGGAGCUUUAAUGGAGAUUGGUAAUGAUCCUUUCAUUACUGCCCAAGAAAGGAGAGCAGCCAUUGAAGGUCUGAAUACAGGGCAGGACCUGGGAGAGAGCUCAGGAGCUGCACAACCAAUACCUCUUAUGUUGGCUCCUAUUUCUGAUUAUCUGAUGGAGCACGGAUUUGGUCAAAAUCCAAUUAGUUCUGAUGCAGAGACAAUAGUUGGAGUUAGGGAUGUAGAUAUGGAAGGCGCUGAUCAUAUUACUAAGAGAAAGAUGGAUGAGCUUGAGUUAACAGAAGAGAUGCCUGCUCCAAAAAAGACAUUUGGUAAGGAUAAGAGUGAUAAAGAAGAGAGGGAAGCUUCUUCAAGCAAGCAACAGACUGAUGGGCUCUCGGGAGGAUUAGCUAUUUUUUGGGAUCCACAUAUUCAGCUAAUCUUUGUAAAUACACCAUCUUUGUAUCAAACAGAUAUGAAAUGGAAGAGUAUGAUUGCACAAGUAGAAGCAGGUCAUUACAAUCAUAUGCCUAGAUUGGUUCUUGGAGACUUUAAUGAUGUCAAGUUUCCUCAUGAAAAGGAGGGAGGAGCGUACAGAUCAUAG